Helicoverpa zea (corn earworm) is the source of this 6115-nucleotide messenger RNA. Its product is annotated as transcription factor SPT20 homolog. The transcript is spliced from 18 exons. NCBI's taxonomy places the organism in Eukaryota, Metazoa, Arthropoda, Insecta, Lepidoptera, Noctuidae. Bases 255 to 3305 code for a protein of 1016 amino acids. The record is from RefSeq and is a predicted model, not a curated record. Gene Ontology annotation, molecular function: transcription coregulator activity. Gene Ontology annotation, biological process: regulation of transcription by RNA polymerase II. Gene Ontology annotation, cellular component: SAGA complex.
UUUUAUAUAAAGUUAAACAACCAUCGAUUUUAAAAUCACCAUGGACAUCUUUAGAUAAUCUACAACAUAAACUGUCAAAAAUUGUUGAUGGACAUUGGACAUGUUAUUUUACUGUCAUGCAGUGUGAAACAUAAAUAAAGCAUAUUAGUUUUUGUAAAAAUCAUGACUUAAUACUCAGGCCUAAACUGUUAAUAUGAAAUAAUAAAUUUAAUAAAAUAACUGCCACUUACAUAUUUGUUUUAAUUAAUGACAUUAUGGAUGGUUUAAUUCACGCGGCAUUGGAAGCUGAGGUAAUACUUAACCGGGCGAAACAUGUGAACUCAAACUUAUCACAAUUUAACAGUGGUGUCCCAGACCACAAAAUGACUUGGACCCAUGAUAAGAUGCACCUUGCUGAAUCUGUUGAUGAGUCUAGAAUGAAAUUUCAACGAAAUUCGUCCGGCUCCGCUUCCAAAACGACAGAGAAGUUUAAUUUGUUUAAACAACUUCAUGAACUGUACAACGAGUUAAGUAGAGAUGAGACGUUACAGGUGAACUACCAAGGCCUGAAAACAACAUCAUAUCUAUUGGAAAAGUUAUUAGCAAUAUAUAAUCUUAACACUUUAAUUAUAAAUCUGUAUCCUGGAAAUAAAGGAUAUUCUUUAUCAUUAAAAGUUAAUGGCAACUCACAAUAUUUACAUCCACCGGAUGGACAUUCAUCUGCAAAUCAAGAGGAGACAUUAAUUGAGACUCCUCGGUGGCCAUAUGAGGAGGAGGAGUUACUGAGUUACAUAGACAAUGAAGAACUGCCCGUAGUGUUGCUAGACUUGUUGGAGACGGAGCACUCAUGUUUGUUCUACUCCGGUUGCAUAAUAGCACAAAUCCGAGACUACAGACAGGCAUAUCCAAGUUUCCUCUGUGAUACUCACCAUGUACUCUUAAGGCCCACCAAUCAGAGCAUAAUAACGGACGCGAUGUGCAUCGGUGGCCGGUGUGGCUGGGCCGGCGAGGAACGCGGGGCCCUAGAAGCAGUGGAAGCGGCGCUAGUUCACGCGGCCGCGCCGCCCCUGUGCCUCGACCCGCGCCCUGCUGUAGGUUUGCUAGCUGCCAGGCUCCAUGCUGCCCCCAGGCUGUUUAACACGCCACGAAUUAGGCGGCAAGCCAAGAGAUUCUCACAGGUGGCUGUGAAUCGCAAAAGGAAAUUGGAUCAGUUCACACAUUAUCACGGUUUAGAGAUAUUAGACUUAAUACAUCGCCAGAGAGCGAAAAAUAGUAGACAAUCUGUGCCACUCACACGACUCACAUCUAAGUAUCCGAAAAAACCACCAGAGGUGUUCAAACCCAUCGAGCCACCAAAAAUGGAUCCGUUAUCUCUCGCCGUACCCUCAGAGCCGGGCGGUCCAUUGCGUCUAGCACGAGCAUACGAAAGACCGCGUCCAACUCCCGACUGUCAACCACAAUUGGUUGAAGAGUACAUUCUAGAAACUGAGAAGACUUCGCCCCACGCUGGCGCUGGUUUCUUCCACAUUAAGCUGUCUAUACUGCAGAGGCCGUCCGACCAAGAAUUUCUUGGAGAACUCUAUGUGGACCGCGAUCAUGUUGAGGGAGAGAGGAAUGGUGCUGCGUGUCGGUUUACUUUAGGGUCAAGACUUCAAGCCAAUAAAUACAUACAACAGUUUACGGAGAUAUUCACUGAAGAGGGUCGCAAGUCUGUUAGGAUAAGACACAUAGUGCCUGGACAGCUACCGAGAGUGUCUUUCACAGGAGGAAUGAGAGAAUUGGGUCAACAACUGUUACUACAGCAACGUUCAGCCGCUGCGAGCGUCGCGACCGUCCAGACUCACGCCACCACAGUGCCUGUUGUAACUUCAACGAUACAAGCGACAACAAAUACUCACACGAAUGCUCGUCAGCUACCCAUACUUCAGGCGCAGUUACAACAAGUGGGUAGCGUGGCAGCGGUAGGCAAUGUCGUAGGCAACGUCGGCAACGUUGUAGGGAAUGUGUCCAACGUAGUGGGCAAUGUGACCGCCACCGCCGACACUGCGCUAAAGCAGCAACCCUCCCCCACCACACCCCGGCUCUCGCCUCAGGUGCGUAUAUGUGGGGGCAAUGUGGUCGGAAGCGUGGGCAACAUCGUGGGCAACGUGGGCACGGUCGUGGGCAACGUGGUAGGCAACGUCAUCUCUACUACUGACACCGCGAUAAAGGAACAGCCGUCUUUAGCAGCGCCGUUGCUAUCGCCGCAGGCGUCAACAAACCAGUUGUUAGCACAGCAACUGACGAACCCACCGCAACCGCUAAAUCCUCAGAAGAUGCAGUCAGCUAUCAUACAUAUACAGCAUCCGCUUAUGUCAACUGCUGGAACGUCGCAGGUACAAAAUAUCCAAUACACGAACACAACGACGACUCAGCAGAAAGCGAGCAUCCCAAAGACGAGAACAACGAACCCCGCCAUCAGCGCGCUUGUCACUAGUCUCAUGAACUCCGCGCAACAGUUCCAACAAGCGGCCAGCCAGAACGCGGCGAAAUCGGCAGUGAGUACGGCCAGUAGCAACGCCACCAUCUUGAACCUACUGAACAGUGCCCCGGCCGCCAUGACACAUGCCACCUCAAGCGCUGACAACACUAUUGACGCUCACAAAUUGUUGGGAAGAGUGUCAAUAGCUGGCGCUAGGAUCAUCACGGCUACCACCGCAUCACAUACACUGCCUACUUAUACGCAACAGGGAGUUGGUGUUCAAGUAAUGAGCGGUUACUCCAGAGAGAACGAUGCGACGAACGUGUCGAGUAGUGAAAGCGCUUUAUUAGAGCGGUUGAUGGGACCCGAUACUUCAGCCGCGCCUGCCUCGCAAGCGCAACCCGUGUGCCAUUUGCAGGGCUUAAGUUUAGCAUCACUACAAGGCCUCCAAGGCAUUCAAGGUCUACAAAAUGUACAAGUGCAGAUUCCGGGCUUGUCUGCGCCGAUAUCGUUGUCGCUCAACGUGUCGGGAGCACCCAGCGGGCUGUUGGUGUCGGUACCUCCAACCACCUCAGUUGUGCUCACGAAUCAACCUUCGGUGCUCUCUUUACCUAUAGCGCAGCUGAUGUCCGGCGGCGUGAAGGGCGCAGCACGAGGCGCCGGGGUGCAGGUGGUGCGCAGCGCCCGCGCCGCGCGCCCCGCCGCCCGCGCGCCCCGCCCCGCGGCGCCCGCGCCGCCCGCCAUGCCUGCGCCCUCUGCACUCGCUGCCACUCCAGCAGGUACGACUCAGUUCAUAAGCCAGGCGCAGGCGCAGGCGCUGAGUGCGCAGCAAGUGCGGCGGAAAUCCAACGCGGACAGCUCGUAGUGACGUCACACCUCCCUAGUGAAAUGUACUGUAAAUAUUAACCCUAGCUAAAUUAUUGUAACGUUAGUGACGUAGUGACCAGUGCCGUGCGAAUACACGCUGUGAUCCACAUACGUACCCGGCGGCCAUCUUUAAACACCGAUAUUCGAGAAAUAGACUUAGAUAUGUGCGUGUAUGCAAUGGAACUAUGGUUGUUUUAAUGAUAUGUCGUGCAGUUGUUAUUACUCCUGUUAGCUAUAAUAUUAAGUUACGGUCCGUCAACACCGUUAAUGUUUUCUAAUACAUAACUAGUUUCAAUAUAAAAUGUAUUUAAGUGGUAUCCUCAAUGUUGCUAUAUCCAAUACAAUAAUGUCUGAUACAACGACUGAAUUUUAUAACGUAGCAAUGUUACUUCAUGCAAUGUAUGCCUAUAGAUAGCUAUUAUUAAAUUUAUCAGUUUUCAUCACACUACAUGUAAAUGGUCUACAAUAAUUAUUGCAACUAUUUAUUUUGAAUCAUGUCUUUGACAUAUUUAUUUUGUUCGAAUUAUUUAUCACAUACUAUUUUCAAUCAUGUAUUUUUAUUAUUUAAAAGUCACAAAUUAUAAUAUUAUGUAUGAAAUUUAAUUUUUAUUGCAACAUUGAAAGUGAUUGGAUCAUGACAUGAAUUGUGAGUAAAGUUUAAAGUGUUACUACUACAUAGUAAAAUAAGAAUGUUGAUCAAUCCGGAUAUUAUUAUCGUAAUAAAGUUUUUAUUUGUCGUUGGUGUUAUGGUAACAUCUGUAUAUAAAUGUUGUUAGAUAAUUUGUUAGAGAAACAAAUUUAGAGCAGCACAUGGGAUGAUACAAUAUACAGUAAAAUAAAUUGAUUAGGUGUGACGAUUAGACUAACAGCCACUUGGUAGUAAAUUUGCGUAAAUCAGUAUUAAUAAGAAUAAAAUCACUGUUCGCAUGACAACCUAGUACUGACGUUUUCGGAACAUUAUGAAGUACAACACUUAGCAGUGAUUCAUGAAUCUGUGUUAGAUAAGUUGUAAAUAUGUAUUAUAUACUUAGUUUCGUGUAAGCAUCACAGCUAUCCAUAGUUGGAGUGUAAGAAUGUUGAAUUUAUGUUUUCAGUAUGUUAGUGUAAUAUAACUUGUGAAUAGUAAUGGAUUUGUUUCGUAUGUUUAUAGUAAUCGUUUUCGGGUUUCAUAGAUUUCAGAUUAGGGAUCCGUUGGACGUAUUUAUUUGUAAUCCUGAAAUAAUAUUUUAUUUCAAAAUUAAGGAAUGAAUGGACUUACGAAUGUUAAGCUUUCUUUUAUUUUAUUGGGCUUAGAUAAGAACGGAAUUAUAUUUUUUAAUUGCAUUGACCUAUUUACAAAUCAUUGACGUUGUGUUUUGGACCUAUAUGAGCUUUGAAAUCUGAAUGAAGAUCUAAAUACGUAAUAUAUUUUUAAUCUUUUGUUGCUGAUCUUUGGCCAUUUAUUUUUGAAUAUUACUGAAAUCUAUGAAACCCUUUAACGUUGCAAUUAACAAAUAAAAUUUAACAAUGCAAUGUGUAGAUAUAUAAUUUAGCUAAUAGUUUUGGUACCUAUCUUGCACAUAAGAGAUUACCGGUACAUAAUCUCCUUCCAAGUGUUUUCCUUAACACAGAAGUUGUUUUUUAAGGAACUAACAAAUGGCUUUAUUGUCUAUUAAUAUGGCCUGCCACAGUGACUUCACUAAAGAAAUGGCCAGUUUCUUGUUUCAGAGAUUAACAGUACAAGAUGUUGGUAAUUGUUGAAGAUGUCUUGGUAUCUGCCCACUACACUUACUAGAUCGCUUGAAUAUACGUCAUUAAUGAUAUUAGGUCAGUGUGUACAUAAUAUAGUAACGUAGAAAUUUACAAAUUUGAAAUGUGUGGCUUCAAUUACUAAAUUACAAUAUUUGGAGUUGAUGUGGAGUUAGCUGUGCUUUAGAUACUCUACAGUGCACUGGGCAGCUAUCAAAGUUAUAGAAUGUUUUGUGCAUGUCUUCGCCACUACUUUAAAUAAAGCAAUGAACGAACAAAACUAUGUUCCCUUGUGAACUCGUCCCAUUAGUCGUUCUACUGCGUUACGAUUACUAGUUAUUGUUACAUUUGCACACGCACAAUCAUUAUGUUUAUGUAUACUAUACUAUAUUGAAUAUAAUGUUACCUGCCGAAAGAUUGCAAUAGGCAUACCAUUUCAUAUAUUUUAUUGUGUACAGUUUUUAUGUACUCGUACGUAGCGGUGUCGCUGUAUUUACUAUUUAUUUUAGUUAACGAGAUGUGUUCAUAUUGGCAUUCUAUGACAUGCCUAGAUAAGAGAACUAUUUUGUUUUGUAGAUAUUUGUAUUGCCUAGGUGUAUGAUAGAUUGCGUGGACAUAUUUUGCUAUUAACACAAAUAUUGCAUAAGUCGAGGUGUAGAUGAAUAACUGUGCGUUUUGUUGAUCUCAUUUGUUUACGGACAUGUAGCUCAAUAUGUAGGCGAUUGUAACAUAAAGUUUAUUUGAACAUGCGAAUGUACCUAUACUUUAAGAAAUAAUAAAUAAUUAUUGUAUAUAUUUUCGAAAGGAGAUUUUUAUAAAUAAAACAAUAUUACUCAGUUCGAGGUUGUAUGAAGUUUUCAGUGUCAACUAGGUCGAUUAAACAGCAUUGUAAAUAUUAUAUUAUUUUAGAUGACAUGUGAUAAUGCAUUCAGACGUUUAUAACAUAAAUAGUGUACAAUAAAAUUUUUAUGAUUGCGUUGACAUGGAUUUUGUGUAUAAAAUUGAUAUUGUAAAAAUUAACUUGAAUACGUUGUUCAAAGAUUGACGGUUCGAACAUAAAUAAAUAACUUUUACACAAAA